UUCUCUCCUUUUUUUCCCCUCCAUUCGUACAGCUGUCUAACCAGUGCUGACUGGAGACAAUUUAGAAGCCGUAUCCUGCACAAGUUAAUGUGAUUACAGUAGCCAGAGUUGUGGCAGGCGUUGAGCUCCUGCGUCAGCCUUUACGCACCAUGCGCCCUGUGUGACUGGGAGCUCUGUGAUUUCGCAUCUCUGUGCGCGCAGAGAUGUUGCAUCCGGAGACGGUGCCUGAAUGAAGAGAACCCACGCUCACUGUGGAUCCAUUCUGUCACGCUGACUCGGACGUGAAACAAUUUUCUGCACACUACAUAAGGUUAAAGGAAUAAGCACAUCUUCCCUCCCUUGGUACUGUCCCGCCCGUCAGCCCUUCACCUCAGGCUCUCACCUCCCUCACCGUGAAGGAGCUCUUGUGUUGCCGCCAUGCCAAAGAACACUAAAGUGACCCAGAGGGAGCACAGCAAUGAGGCGGUCACUGAGUCUGUGGCUGACCUGCUGUCCCUGGAGCACCCUAUGGACUAUAAGAGCAGUCAGAUUAGCAUGGGUCUGAGUCCCGGCUCCACGGCACCAGGAAAGGCCCUGCUGCCCUCCCCUGACCCAGACGCUGAGGACGGCAGGCCAGCCUGGAACAACAAGCUGGAGUACAUCCUGGCCCAGGUGGGCUUCUCUGUGGGCCUGGGGAAUGUGUGGAGGUUUCCCUACCUGUGCCAGAAGAAUGGUGGAGGUGCUUACCUGGUGCCAUACUUCAUCCUCCUCCUCCUCAUCGGCAUCCCCUUGUUCUUCCUCGAGCUGGCUGUGGGUCAGAGGAUCCGGCGGGGCAGCAUUGGCGUGUGGAACUACGUCUACCCACUGCUGGGAGGCAUCGGGGUCUCCAGUCUGAUGGUUUGUGGUUUUGUGGGCCUUUACUACAAUGUGAUUAUCGGCUGGAGCAUCUUCUAUUUCUUCCAGUCUUUCCAGUAUCCACUGCCUUGGGCCGAGUGCCCCAUCAAGAUAAAUGGAACCCAAGCCAUUGUGGAGCCGGAGUGUGAGAAGAGCUCGGCCACCACUUACUUCUGGUACCGUCAGACUCUCAACAUCACCAGCUCCAUCGACGACACAGGCGGCCUCAACUGGAAGAUGACCCUGUCCCUGCUGGUGGCCUGGAUCCUGGUCUGCCUGGCUGUAAUCAAGGGCAUCCAGUCCUCUGGGAAGGUGAUGUACUUCAGCUCUCUCUUCCCGUAUGUGGUGCUCUUCUGUUUCCUGGUGCGAGGUCUGCUGCUGAAGGGAGCCGUGGACGGCAUCGCUCACAUGUUCACCCCAAAGCUGGAGAAGAUGUUGGAGCCGCAGGUGUGGAGAGAAGCAGCCACUCAGGUUUUCUUUGCUCUUGGUUUGGGCUUUGGAGGUGUCAUUGCUUUCUCCAGCUACAACAAGCGAGACAACAACUGCCACUUUGACGCAACGCUCGUCUCCAUCAUCAACUUUGUCACCUCCAUCCUGGCCACUUUAGUCGUGUUUGCUGUGCUUGGGUUCAAGGCCAACGUCAUGAACGAAAAGUGUGUUGUCGACAAUGCAGAGAAGAUCCUAGGUUACCUGAACACAGGUGUGUUGAGCAGAGAGCUCAUCCCUCCUCACAUCAACUUCUCCCACCUGACUACCCAGGACUACGCUGAGAUGUAUGGUGUCAUUAAGACGGUGAAGGAGGACAGCUUUGGACAGCUGGGCCUGGAUGCUUGUGUGCUGGAGGAUGAACUCAACAAGGCGGUUCAGGGCACCGGCCUGGCCUUCAUCGCCUUCACAGAGGCCAUGACACAUUUCCCUGCCAGCCCUUUCUGGUCCGUCAUGUUCUUCUUCAUGCUCAUCAACUUGGGUCUGGGAAGCAUGAUUGGCACCAUGACCGGCAUCACCACUCCCAUACUGGAUGCUUUCAAGAUCCGCAAAGAGAUCCUGUGUGUGGUGUGCUGUAUCAUCGCCUUCCUUUUAGGCCUGCUGUUUGUUCAGCGUUCAGGGAACUACUUUGUCACCAUGUUUGAUGAUUACUCCGCUGGUCUGCCUCUCACUGUGGUGGUGAUCCUUGAGAACGUCUCUGUGGCCUGGAUCUAUGGCACUAAGAGAUUCAUGCAGGACCUGGAGGAUAUGCUUGGCUUCAGGCCAUACUCCUUCUAUUACUACAUGUGGAGGUACGUGUCUCCAGCUAUACUGGUCGUGCUUAUCGCUGCCACCGUCAUCGAGAUGGCCGUCAGUCCUGCAGGAUACAACGCCUGGGUAGAGUCUGAGGGUGCAGAGAAAUUCCACAGCUACCCACCCUGGGCGUUAGCCAUGGCUUACGCCCUCAUCAUCACUGCCAUGCUGCCUUUACCCCUCGUCUUCAUCGCACGCCGCUUCAAUCUGAUUUCCGAUGGCUCCAACAAGCUGUCCGUGUCCUACCGCAAAGGCAUGAUGAAGGACAUGUCCAACCUGGAGGAGCAGGACGAGCAGCGCUUCAUCCUGGGCAAGAACCCCAGCGAGGCUCCCUCCCCGAUGCCCCCCCACCGUACCUUCCUUGGUCCUGGUGGCGCCCACGAGAUGACCAAUACCAAUUAUGGCACAAGCACCAAGACGGGCUACCAGAACAUUGGCUCACCAGAGUCUGAGCUAUGAUCUACCUGUCGUAGAUCCAUCCUCCUUGUCCUUUAGGUGGAGUACUAGGGAGAAAGGGAGGAACAGAGGAGGUGAGGAGGGAGAGAAAAAUCCACUGCUGCUCUUUGUUUUGGCAGCGUUCAUCACAUCUUAACCCACAGAACCCAAUCCCUCCAUCACACCUUUUUCUGGCUCCUGUCGAGUCUCGCUGACAUAAAGGGAUCGUGGGAAUGUGAGUCCCAUCCAGGCAUCUUUUCCAUCUUUUAUUGCUCACAGAGAGAAGGAAAUGUGAACGAAGAGAAGCAUAUAAAUUUUAUUUUGAGGGUUUUGUUAUUUAGUAAGCUCUGGUGAGGUUAAGGUGUGUGAAAUGCUGAAGAUUCACUUUGGACUGAACCGUAGAAGUCAAAGACAGUUAUUUUUGAGUCAAGUGGAUGUUCUUUAUCUUGGAGAUAAUUGUCUUAAUCUGGUUUAGUCACAGAAGAUUGUUAUAUGUGGGGAAAGGAUAGAGGGAGACUCAUGGUAUGAGAUCAUUCCUCAUCUGGAAACACAAGAAUCACUCUAAAUCAGUAUUUAACUAACAGUUCUUUCAGUGUAAACAGUGUUACAAGCACAUCUUUAAGUUUAAUGUGCCUCUCACGCAUCAGCAAUAAUUCUUAUCAAAGCUGAUCUCCUUCUAUUUUUCUCCUGCUCAUGUAGAAUAUUGUAAAUACGUGUUGUGACCUAGUCUGAGAUGUCAGCGUAAAUCGUGUAUAUACACCACAGUUGUGCACAUCAAGGGGAAAGCUUUUUGCCUCGUCAUUUCUUCUCUGCGAUCACCAAAAGCACAGACGUCAGACAUGGUUAGAGCAUCUCUGAGCCUUAACACAGAGCAGCACUUUUCUUUUCUUCUCACGCCAUAUCUGUGCUGUUCCAGCCGCAGCUGGCCAACACUAAGCUUUUCGGUUUUAAUCAAUCAUUUCAAUCAAGCGUUUCCAUUUUAAUCAAUGCCUUCGAAGGGCUGAGGUAGCGGUGCAUGAGCAGAGAUAAGCUCAGGUUGUAUGGGUGAGGCAGAGCAAGCAGAAAUUGGAAAUGCGAGGGUUUAUUCCUUUGUGUAGUAGAAGUGUUUGAGUGUGAAUGUAUUGUCUGCUGCUGAAUGAGAGCCCCGGUGACCCUGCUGCUUUAAAAAUAGAGCAGCUUCACCCAGGGGAGGCUAUGGCAACAAGGAAGGCUCAAUAGAGACAGAUCCUCUUGUGAUGUGGAGGAGGACGAGGAGAGCAGACACCUCGCUUUGUCUGCUUCACCUGCACAGCUGUUUACGUGAUCUCUGACGAUGUGAUAGAGCACUGAGUGAGAGGUUCACUGCCAUGUGGAUUUAUCAUACUUGACAUGUGGGUUUAAUUGUUGUACAUUCCUAAAAUCUGUCAUUAGCACUACAAUUACACUUUGAUGUCUUUUUGUGAACUGAGGUGUGAAAAGUGAAGCCUUUUUUAUUUUUAUGUAUAACCUUGUAAGACGCUGUAUGUUUAGGGGCUUCAUGUGGAAAAUGUUCUGUGAUAGAUGUUUGGAAUAAGCGGUAAUACACACGUUUCAACACUAGGGGGCACUAAAGGCCAGUGGAGGAGGUGUUAAGGUUCUCUCCAACUGGUGGCCCCUCCCUGAGGCAACAGGGAUACUUGAGACUGAGCAGAUGUAGUGAAGCACAGUUAGUCACAUUGUUUGGUGCCUGAACAGCAUCUCUGUUGUCUGUUUGCCUUAUGCUUUUGUCACUUUGUUCUCUUGGUUAUGUAGCGUGUUUGUGCAGUUUGGACCAACUUCUUGUGUCAUUCACUUGAGCACUUUAAUUAGGUUGAGACCCUGGAGGUGGUUUUAGAGGACUGAGAAAUAUUUGGUAAAAUUUAAAAAUACAAGGAAGCACAGAUUGUCACAGAUUUUGUAUGAUUUAGCAAUAUAUGCAUUAAGGCUGUAACUAUAUCAUAAUUUCAGGAUUUUUCAUUGCCAAAAACAAUCAGAUGGACUGAUAAAUCAUCAUAAGGCCCCACAUCUAACAAUAAUAUGCCAAAUAAAUCAAAGUCCCUAGCUUGGGCUGACCACCGUUCACUUUAUUCUGAUGAAAUCUGAACGAUGAAGGUGAUUGAGCUUUCUUUCACUUUUAUAGCACGUCCUGCAAACACUGUCCUUUACAAAAUCUUCAGAACCUCCAAAAGAGCAAGGAACCUUGCUUCAGGUCUAGGUACAGUACCUCCCUUAAUCUGUCAUCUCCUCUGACAUUAUUUAGUAGGAGUAGCUAAACACAAGGCUUGCUAGCUAGCUAACUAGCUAGCAGUCACUGAAGUGUCUACCAGUGUGUUUCAAAUUACAUACCUCUGAUGGAAUACUAUUAAAGCACACUUAAAGGCAGUACAGGGAAUUUAAUCUCAGCAGGUUAGUAGCGACUCAGAUCACACACCGACAGGAAGUGAGGAUGGAUUAACUGACUCUGUUUUCUUCUAUUUAUUUUUUAAUUGCAAGUUAUACAAAGGCGCUUCUAAUCAAAACUUGGUGACUUUUAUCACUCACUAUUAAAUUCAUGUAACUUCUUUAGCCUUUUUUGAUGGCUUGUAGGGCGAGCUGCACUGUAACCUCUGUUAGUGGUGUAGUUGCUCCACUGGUUUCCCCACACUUCUGUGCACUUACAGAUACAUUUUAAAAAGGUUUCCAUGCUAACUGGUUCCUGUGAUCCAGUAAUGGCUGUGUUUACUCGACAUUCCAGCUUCUUUCUAAAGAUUCAACACUUCUGUGACUCGCAUCUCAAAUCUAUUCCAGCCUAAAUGUUUGUAUGAGUGAUUAGCGCAUCACAGUCACCAACAAUAAAUACAUUGAGAAAAAUAAAGAUUUUGUAAACACAAGCAGAGUUUGACUCUAUCUCACCAAUAUUAUCUCAAAAAUUAUUCAGACAGCGACGCAUCCUCAGUAGCUAUGGAACUCACAUCUCUACCACUCACCUGACAGGUAUCAAUCAGUGUGGCUUGGAUUGAUCUAAAACAGUGGUGUCCAAACUAUGGCCCGGGGGCCAAAUGUGGCCCGUGGCCCAUUUUUAAUUGGCUGGGAGCAAAUUCUAGAGAAAAUAUGGCCCACAUUAAAACAUGUGGCUUGAGCUUAACUAUAUUGUACUUCUUGUUUUCAGCAAAAGGCAGUGCUACCUUGGUAAAUCUGUGAACAAACAUUUUGACAAGAAGAUAUCUUGAUUGAUAACAUCCUGAUGGAUUAUCAUAGCAAAUAGCGAUAGCUUGUCAGGGGCAGAACCAGUGGUAGCCAGGGCUAAACAGGGCCCCCUGAAAUCUGAUUCCAGGGUUUUGGGGUGCAAGUCUAUUUGCCCUGACAGCCAUUAACUAGCCACUAAGGCAAACCCAAUUGUUAAGCAUGUAUUAACUUAUAAUUGAUUAGUCUUACUAACUUUAAAAUCCUCAUGGCGAGGAAUAUGGAAGUGGCCCCACCAUUCUUAUAUAUUUCCAUAUGUGAUCCUCUGUGGAAAAAGUUUGGACACCCGUGAUCUAAAACUUAAAGUUACCUCGGGUAACAAAUGAAGUUUCCUCCACACUACAGCUAAAUUAAACACUAAGCUGCAGCCCCUACCACACUCAACAUUACUGACACUUAUACUCUUCGACAGAGACUCUGGGAACACAGUUGAAAUACCACAAAUAACCAUUUUAACGGAAACACAGUAAAAAUACCGUUAGUAACUGUUUUCACUGAGCUACAGGAACACAGGACAAGGGAUAGAGUCCACCCUCAACACAGUUCCUGAGGAAACAAGUUGUUCCGCGUCAGCUUCCAAAAUAAAACAAUGAAUAAGCAGACAGAGCUAAAAUCACACCUGUUUGAACUGGAUUCCAGAAUAUUACAGGAUGGAAUUAUAAAUAAAUAGCUAAAUACAACCAUGGAUGGUCUUGAGUGUGCCAGUAGUAUACUGCAUUUGAGUAAACUUCUCGUUGUGAAUGCACUAUGUGCCAGUAUUUCGUAGGGGUAUGCAACUUGAGACCCAGGUUACUUCUUCAUGCUCCCUCUCUUUUUUGAUGUUGCAACCAGUGUGAAGAAUCCCUGCAGCCCCUUUCAAAAAAACAGAUACAUAGGUAUUACUGUAUGCAUUUUUAAGCACAACAUUCAUAUUUAAUUUUUUAAAAAGAUGGUUGUUGUCUCUAUUACAGGUUUCUUGUGACAGUCCUAACCUGCAUACUGUGAGAUAUUAGUCUGAAUGUCCCUGAAUGACAUCUGGUUUCUUGUUUUUAUUAGUACAGUGGAUCUGUGCGUCAUUGCCUGUAAUUUAGAUUUCUCUGUACACUUACAACAGAUUUUUAAAAGUUUGGGUUAAAUGAAAGUUGCAAGCAUGCUUAAUAAUUACAAGAAAAACGCAUUUUCUUCGAAUGGGCUUAUUUUAUACCAGUUGUUUUCAGCCUUUUUCUCCCUUGGAGCCCCCCUAAUUUUAUUUAAGAAAAGCUGAGCCCCCUGCAGAAGACCCCCAAUGAUAAAAAAUAAAAUAUUUCUGUCAAAAAUCAACACCAAUGUAACAGUUUAAUUUCUGAAAACCUUAGAAAAUAGACCCACGCAUGUUUUUCUUACCCAAAUAUCUCAGUCUAAACUAUUUAAUUAGUGUUUUGUCAUGAUUUUAGUGGAUAUGUGUAAAUCUAAAACAAAGCUUCAGGCAUUCCUGAGAUUUAGUAACCUCUGGAGUGUAUAUCAGUGUAUAUCAGUGUAUAUGUUACCUGAAUCAUACACUUAAAUACACUCAUGGUUAGCUGAUCAUUAUGAUGAAGGUAAUUCAGCUCACAGGCCACCAGCUUCUAAAAGGACACACCUGCACUCACUUAUAGCAUUUCAGGUGCUUUUUUUUCCAAUGCAAAGGCAUAAAGAUCUAUCUAGAUCAAAUGUACCACACCAGAUGUUUCCAGCAGAAUGACUUUGAUCACAGAACACAAAGUGAGCUGCAGCUCUGGAAUUUAAGCACAUUGACAGAAGCACAGGAAAGAGAGCACAAAGGCGAGAAACUCACCAGUUCAAAUGAAACACCUGGCUGGUAAAACUUGCAGAUUAUGUAAGUUACAGCCUGCUUCUUGCACACUCUGAGGGGUCAUUUCAGGAUAAAGGCUGCACACUAAACUACACAGAUGCCUGCACAAGAAAGCCAUUCAUUUGUUCUGCAUCUUAACUGUGGCCAGAGAGUAUUAGCACAGUAACCAUGAGAGGACAUGAGAGCACAAUGACAACAGACUUUUGGAAAGGCAGCAUGCAGCUCCAGACUUGAGGAACUUCCAAUACUGCACAGUAAAAAAAAAAAUCUCUGAUAUAAAUCAGACAUUUGCAUUUAUAGUAGAUAUUUAAUAUCUAUAAUGACAAGUAAAAACUCCAACUCCAGGGUCUCUUUGUCUCGUCCAUGUGUCAGCUGUGUUGCAUUAUGUACCACAAGGCAACUUGUGGAGGUUAACUCACUGAAGUAACUGAGAUUAACUCAAUAAAAGUAGAGUAAUAUUGUGUUUAUUUAACCGUAAAAAUAGUCUCUAUGUGACCAAACCCAUAGUUAUAUUUAUAGUAUUUAAGAGAGUGUAUUUAAUCUGUACAUAUGGAUGUACAUUCAGAUCAAUUCUCACUGAGUAUCUAUAGUAUAAGAGUGACGGACUGUAUACUUGAGCUGUAAAUAAUAAAUGUAUAUUUUGAGAUAUUUUUUUGAUUUUUGUACUGUAGGUAACGUUACGUUGGUGUCUGUUGGUUUCUGGUGUUAGUGUGUGGUUGUUCUGAUUGUGACUCCGUAUGUGUGUGAGAGUGUGUGUUUGUGUGUGGAUGUGCGUGCGUAUAAAGUAAAGGUAAAUGUAGGUUUUGGUGUUUAAAUGUGUGUUUUUUUCUCCUCUCUCAGUGUUGUGUGCUGCUGAACUAAUCCAGUAGAUUCAAUCCUGUUGUUACAGAGAACUGGGACCACAAAUGUAAGCAAUCUCCUCUCUGAGUUUCUCAAUGAAACUGUGAGCAGCUUCCAGCACAGAACUGGCAACGCAAUCACAAGGAAAAUGUCUGACUGAAACAAGCAGCCCAACUUUUUUCCUCCUUUGGUUGAAGACAGUGAUGGACUGUAGGAACACAAUGGAGCAAACAGGAAAUUAAAGUAACCACUUUUAUUAAACAGA
Messenger RNA from Cheilinus undulatus (humphead wrasse), 8720 nucleotides. RefSeq names its product solute carrier family 6 member 17 (gene slc6a17). Gene Ontology annotation, cellular component: plasma membrane; synaptic vesicle. The record is from RefSeq and is a predicted model, not a curated record. NCBI's taxonomy places the organism in Eukaryota, Metazoa, Chordata, Actinopteri, Labriformes, Labridae. The transcript is spliced from 12 exons. Gene Ontology annotation, biological process: alanine transport; proline transport; L-leucine transport. Bases 418 to 2610 code for a protein of 730 amino acids.